Messenger RNA from Mercenaria mercenaria, 1047 nucleotides. RefSeq lists its product as uncharacterized. The record is from RefSeq and is a predicted model, not a curated record. The transcript is spliced from 6 exons. Bases 75 to 650 code for a protein of 191 amino acids. Lineage: Eukaryota; Metazoa; Mollusca; Bivalvia; Venerida; Veneridae.
UGUGUAUAGGAAAGGACAACAAGUUUACAAGGGAAAACGUCGGGUGAACAAAGACUGGUAUAAAAAACUAAAACAUGCAGAUCUUUAGCUCUGUGUAUUUGUUUGUUUUCUUGACAAGCUCUUCAUUUGCUUAUAAAGAUGGGCCCUUUGAAGUGGAAAAACUAACAGAAGAAUUUGAAGAUAUCCUGAUAGUGAAAAACAUCUCUGGAAAGACAGUUGCAGUUAUUGAAGUGUUUCAAGAUGAUGAAUAUCAACUUGUAAAGCCUGUUGCAGAAGAUGAUUAUGUUUGUUUUGUCUCACGUUUUAGAAUACAGGAAAAGGAAACCACAACAUGUUAUGAGAGUAUACCUUUACCAACAGGUGUAGAAGAUCAGAUUGAUCUCACAGAAUGUGAAGACCGUGAUAUAAUUUUCCUUCGUCCUAUUGGUUGCGAAAAGAAUGAUGUAAAGAGGGAAGAUGACAAUGACAGUGAACUAAAGAGACAAAAAAGAGGUUGCUAUACCAAACAAGAAGUAAAGAGCGUAUGCGUAGAAGAAGAAAAGUAUUGCAAGAGGUACGGAUGGUGGUUCGGAUCAGGAACGUGUGAAUCUUGGGACCAUAGAUGUUCGAAGUAUGAAGCUCGUUUAGUGACAAUUAAAGAUUGUCCGUAAUGUAAAUGUGUCAAGGCACUGUAAAACUUUAAAUGCGUUCUCAAACUAGUUUAAAAAUUAAUAAUUAUUAUAAACAAAGCAAUUACAUUUAUUGAAGCUCUAAUAUACUAAGCCAAAACUAAAUGCCCUAUGUAUUAUGUACCUGAAUUCAAAAAUAUUAAUUACAAUAAGUUUCGUGUUAAUACUAAAAAUCAUGUGCUUAAUGUUCAGAUAGUUUACACGUAGUUUGUCUUUAAGAAGAUCGUCAGAGCUCGCUUGAGUAUACAAUCAUCAAUUUAUGUAUUUGAUAUAUUUGAUAUAUACAAUCAGAUUUAUAACAACAAAUAUAUGUAUUAUAUGUAAUGGCUCUAUGUAAAACAUGCCUUAUGCUUCGAGUUAAUAAAUGAAUCAAAUCAAU